Messenger RNA from Heterostelium album PN500, 1278 nucleotides. RefSeq lists its product as uncharacterized. The record is from RefSeq and is a predicted model, not a curated record. The transcript is spliced from 3 exons. Bases 1 to 1278 code for a protein of 425 amino acids. Lineage: Eukaryota; Evosea; Eumycetozoa; Acytosteliales; Acytosteliaceae.
AUGGAGAAUACAACAGAUGAAAACAGAGAUAUUGCCAGUUAUUAUAUCCAGUUGGUCACACAACAAGCUGAUCCUAACUUCAACCCAUUUUACAAUGAAAAAGCACUACCAAAGAUAUCUGAACAUAUGCACUUAGAUAUGUAUCUUUAUUUCAUUGAUAAAAGAGGUAGAAACGAGGUGGAGUUCAAUCAAGAUGUGUGGAAUUUAUUCGUGAAUGAUAUUCAGAAAUCACUUGAAUCAAACAAUUAUACAAUAAGUGAUUGGAUCAUUCAACAUCUUCAAACAAUGAAAGAGCAGCAUAAACUGGAUUUUCAUUUGCGUGUUAGUAUUCCACCGAUGUCACUAAAUGUUACCGAUAUCGAUCAACAUAGAAAUGCAACUGGCAGAUUCAAACUUUUACAAUCAAUGAUUGAUGAAUCACCCAGCCAAGCGGAGGUAAUAGAGCGUUUCAAGAAGAAAGCUAUUCUAAACGCUCUUAAAUCUUCAAACUACGAAGCAUUCCUUUAUGUCAAGGAGAUGUGCAGUGAUAAAAAUAUUUUGUGUUCGAGUUCCUACAACGCCGAAGCAUUGUUUUAUCUGCAGGACGUCUAUUCAACCGAUGCUAUCGGUAAAGCAUUGACAUCGGUUGUGCAAUACUCGCUCUCUCAUGCCCGAUCGAUUGCACAAUUGGUGUCGGAGCAAUAUAUAUCACCCAGAGAUCUUCAACAGGUUAUAUCUACAAUCACUACACACCAAAGAGAAAUUAACAUCAAUUUUAAAUCGAAGAAAAUGAAUAAACCAUAUCUAUCUAAUGUUUUAAACUGGCAUACAAUGAAUAAAAAUGAUGUUACAACUAUUUUAUUUCAAAGAAUAAUAAGAAAUAAGAUACUUUUAAAUAUUAUUUGUGAUCAUAUCUCAUCAAUCAGUUUAUAUCAUGCAACUUGUACAUCAAUCAUUUAUAAAUUUAAUCAAGUCAAAUCACUUUCAUGGAUCAUUAGAAAUAACUAUAUAUCAUCUUUGAUCUAUUUCUCAAAGUAUUUACCAACAACAGAUUUAAUUGUGGAUGACGCCAUGAUUAUUGCAAGCAAAGUUGUGAAUUUAGAUCAGUUGAAAUCGAUAAUGAAAGAAUUGGAUAUCACAUCACUUUUUACAGCAUCACAUGAUAUAAUACCAUAUCAGGCUAGAUUUGGAUGCGAAUGGUUUAAGAGUAUGGUCGACUCCUCUCAGCAAGCCAACAUGUCAUAUCUAAGCGAUAAACAAAGGAAUCAAGCAAUAAACUAUGCAUUUCAAUCUCGGUGA